Molecule: messenger RNA, 642 nt
Organism: Lathyrus sativus (Indian pea)
Lineage: Eukaryota; Viridiplantae; Streptophyta; Magnoliopsida; Fabales; Fabaceae
Source: the annotation of a GenBank genome assembly
AUGGCUAAUCUCUCGUUAAUUUUGCUUUUAUCUUUAGCUUUUUCACUUUCAGUUGUGUUUGCAGCUGAUCCUAGCACUCUCCAAGAUUUUUGUGUCACAAACCCAAUAGCCCAAGGUAAUUCUGUGUGCAAAGAUUCUAAACUUGUUGAGGCAAAUGACUUCUUCUUCAGUGGUCUUCACAUAGCUGGCAAUACCACUAACCCUGCCGGAUCUAGAGUAACUCCUGUCUUUGCAUCUCAACUACCAGGAUUGAACACACUCGGAAUCUCCUUGGCUCGCAUCGAUAUAGCACCAUGGGGAGUUAACCCUCCUCAUUCACAUCCUCGUGCUACUGAAAUAUUGACUGUUCUUGAAGGUACACUAGAAGUUGGAUUCAUCACCUCUAACCCGGAAAACCGUCACUUUACAAAAGUUUUACAAAAGGGAGAUGUGUUUGUGUUUCCUAUUGGGCUCAUUCACUAUCAAAGAAAUACUGGAUAUGGUAAUGUUGUUGCCAUUGCAGCUCUUAGUAGUCAAAAUCCAGGUGCUAUUACUAUUGGCAAUGCAGUGUUUGGGGCUACACCUGAUAUAUCUAGUGGAGUGCUCACGAAGGCUUUUCAAUUGGACAAGAAUACCGUCAAUUAUUUGCAGACGAAGUUUUAG